AUGAGCCACGCAGACUGGCAGCGAAUUGUGCAGGAGGAGGUGCAGCUGCUAGACUCGCAAGAGCCUGGAGCGGACACAGGCGUGACUGCAGAAGAAGCUGGCGAUGACUGUCAAGGCUUUGCUGAUUCUUCCGAGAAGAUUGCGGCCGCUACAGUCCAGGCGCCCCAGGAAGGACAAGCGGGCGUCCGCGCGAUCCUGGACCUCCAGCCACUCCAGCAGCCGUUCCUCGGCAUCCGUCACUAUCCGGCCGGAGGCUACGAGUUCCGGAUCAACCACUCCACCAAGUUCCCCGCCAUCCCAGUGGAGGAGGGCGAGACGGACAUUGAGGCGGCGUACCGCGUGGCGUCGAAGCUACGCCACGCGGGCCGGGAGGCCUUUGGGGAUGGGACCAGCGUGGUCUCCGCGCAAGCGGCCGUGGACGCAUGGGGCCAGGGGAUUCUCGCCCUCCACCGCCUCCGGAAUCUGAACAAACGGGCGUGCGCGGAGGGCGCAAGGUUGCUGGAGUCCCCGUCCGCAGAGGAUGUGAAGGAAUUGGACCUGGUUCUGAGGCUAAACAUCACCCAGGCCCUGUUGAAGUUGAAGCAGUACGAGUUCGCGGUCAGCCACUGCGAUGCCGCCUUGGAGCUGGACCCGAGGAACGUGAAGGGCCUCUGGCGCAAAGCCAAGGCUGUGUGGGCCCUCCGGUGCCCGGGGGAGGCCCUAACGGCGCUGCAGGACUUCCUCAGUGUGGACCCGGGCAACCCAGCUGCCCGUGCCAUGCUGAAGGAGAUCGAGGCCGAUGAGCAGAAGCGAAAGGCCAAGCGAGUGGGCCCUGGCGCGGCGCAGCGCACGGUGCCCGCGCGGCCGGCCCCCGAAGCCAAAACGCCGGCCUCCGAGGACCCGGUGGGCGCUUCCGCAGCAGCCCAAGAGCCACUGCGCGGCACAGCCAAG
This is a messenger RNA of Symbiodinium natans, 930 nucleotides long. The record is from the annotation of a GenBank genome assembly. Lineage: Eukaryota; Dinophyceae; Suessiales; Symbiodiniaceae.